Messenger RNA from Ostertagia ostertagi, 1653 nucleotides. Lineage: Eukaryota; Metazoa; Nematoda; Chromadorea; Rhabditida; Trichostrongylidae. The record is from the annotation of a GenBank genome assembly.
AUGAUCGCCAAUUUCCUAUCGCACUCUAGUCCGCCACUCAACCAGCACAUGUCGGAGCAAAUAGUUCGUGUUCUUGGUUUCGACUGGAUUUAUUGCCUUCUAUCGCCCGGUGUUCAUUCAGGAACAGUAUUCCUAGCACUCAGAAUUCUUCUGACCCUCGUGGCGCAUCCUCAUUUGCUAUCGAAAUUCCGGGAAGGCACAGGGAGUGGUGGCUGGUUGACGGAUGCGGACUCAGUUGUACGGAAUCGAGCUGCUGUGGUGUUAGGUUUUUCUGUAUCUGCACACGGUGGAGCAGUCGGCAGCAAGAUAGAUAUCAAUCCAGAACUGCAAAACUGUGCGGGUUUCGCGGCGUUAGAGCAUUUGAUGGCUGCUCAUGCAGACAAACCCCACGCAUACCUUGCUAUGUUAGCAAUACUCGUUGGCCAGCCCGUGAAAGAUCUUCGAUUUUGUGAAAAUUUCAAUGUGGACCAAAUAUGGACACAUGUCUUUGGACUGGCGCUGAAUAGCUCCGUCUAUGAAGCAAUCAAGUCAGCAGAGUUCUGCUAUGAUGCGCUUAUACCACUUCUAGCAAUGGUCAGAGCCUGCAUCUAUUCCGGCAAUGAGGCUCUGCAAGGAUGGCAUGCCGAUUACCCAUCAGCUGUUGUGCAAAUGAUUACAUUCCUUUAUCAGAAUUCUCCCAACUUUUUUGCAAUUGCUCACUCGGAAGAAUUCGUUCUUGCAAUGUUUUCUAGUCUGAUCCAGGAUACUAACGCAAUGGGAGUUAAGUCAGAGGCAGCCGACAAAAAUACCGUUGGAACACCUGAACUUGAGAAAGUACAAGGAGUGCUAGCUUUGCCAAGCGUGAAAGCAGUCCUCGACUUCAUGAAGAAGUUGUUUUGUGAUGAUUUUCAAGUUGCGCCUGGAAGUCGGGCGGACAGUUUGAUCGACGUUAUUACUGAAAGUAUAGCAGAAAAUGGCCGCACAAGAAAGUUACAAAUUGUUACGUUAACAGCUUUAGUUCAUGGGGUUUUCGAGCAUUUAUUAAGCACUGAUCUCUUGGUUUCGUCAUCCCUUCCCCCUAACGCUCCUCCUCAGUCGUUGGCUCAGGUGGGAGUUAACAUUUCGUACAUGGCUCUUCGUGCAGUCGACUGCCUUUGGAAUGGUUUUAUAGUCGGUGAACCACUCCGAUUAUUACAACUUCUUUACAGUGUCUACUCGAUAGCUAGUCGCAAAGAGAAUAAGGAAAUUAAUUUGGAUAGUCUAACAUCGUCCAUUAUGCGGUUGCAAAUGUCCGUGUUGGAUACUCUGUCGUCUAUUGUGACAAAGCGGUAUAUUUUCCUCUCGUCGAACGAGAGUUGGUUCUUCACAUCUCUCACUCAUCUAAUCUUCAUGCUCAGCGUAACACCAGAUAUUAUGCAGCAGGAGAACGCUCCUCUUGAAAAAGCUAGUGCACAGGUUGCUGUGUGUGCUAGCCGUGUGUGGACUGAUGUCAUCUCGUCAAAGAAAGCUUUACUUGAGGAAGCUUUCAAGAAACCCACUGUUUGUGAAUUGAACGCUGCACGAGCACUGCUAGCUAAUGUGGCAGGUCAGCACUGGCAUCAGUUUGUUGACAGUCAACUGUCUGGGACAUAUCCGAACCAUACCAUUUCAAGAGAUAUUCAAACACAAAUCAGU